GGAGGACUGAGUCCUGCUAAGGAAGGGCACAUCUGGGCAGCGUUACAGGAGAGGAGAGGGUCUCGCUUCUCCUUUGUGAUCAAAACUGGAAUAAAGCGAAGAAGUCUGUAUAAGAAUCACCAGAAGGACACACAUUGCACUCCUUUGACGUCCAGAAACUUCUCCAAUAAUGCCUCUGGUGGUCUUGAAGACUUCCCGUCCCAUGUGGGCGCGUUUGGCCGCUCUAGUGUUCACUUGUGUGGCGUUUAGCAUUGCGGCCCACGGAGGGGCAAUCAACAACAGCAUGUACGACUGGUGCAUCUUCUGCUGGGCUUUCAGCUUCGCCGGGACCCUGCUGGUUUUGCUGGUGGAGGUCAUGGGUCUCCAGGCUCGUGCCCCCUUGUCCUGGAAAAACUUCCCUAUUACGUUUGCCUGCUACGCUACGCUUCUUUGCCUGUCGGCGUCCAUCAUCUUCCCGCUCUACUUCGUGAAGGGCCAAGUGGCACGCGAUGAGACUCGAGACCUCCGAAUCGUCUCCACGGUCUUCUCCUGCCUGGCCACCAUAGCGUAUUUCAUCGAAGUGAGUUUGACGCGAGCGCAACCAGGUGAAGUCGCCGGGUACAUGGCCACGGUUCCAGGCCUGCUUAAGGUUUGUGAGACCUUCGUGGCCUGCAUCAUAUUCAUGUUCAUCAGCAACCCUGUCUCUUAUGAUAGUCACUCGGCCCUGAAGUGGUGCAUGGCUGUCUACUGCAUCUGCUUCGUGAUUUCGGCGGCCAUCGUGAUCAUGUGCGUCGGUGAAUGCACCGGGUUCCUUCCGUUCCCAUUCGCACGCUUCCUUUCCGCCUACGCUCUGCUUUCGGUCAUCAUGUACCUCACUGCCACCAUCAUUUGGCCGAUCUUCAAGUUUGACAGCCGUCAUUCAGGGAGCUCAAGGCGACCAGGCUCCUGCGGAAACAGUAACGAUUUGUGUUGGUGGGAUAAACUAGUGGCUGUGGCUGUUCUCACCGCUCUCAACUUCCUGAUCUACCUGGCGGAUCUGGUGUAUUCUGCCCGAUUGGUGUUUGUCACGGUGUGAGAGAGCAAACGGUCGUCUUUUCCCUGACACUGGGGAUAUCUUUGAUUUUUAGCAGACUCUGCUUCAAUGAUUUUGAGCUUUAUUCCAAGUUUCUGGAGGAGGAGGAGCAAAAUGUUCAGUGAAAAAUGGUGCGUUCAAGUUAGAAAGAUUGCAUUUAUGAGUUUUACACACAUGAACGCAACCACUAAGUAGUAAUUAAGAGUGGGAAACAGUAUUAUUUUGGUCCCGCUGAUAUAUAGCUAAACAUUAUAUUAAAAAUAUUGCCUUGGCAGCUAGCUAAGUUUAAUCUAAGAUUUGGUGAUUUGGAUUUUUUGAAGCCUUGAGUUUCUGACAUGGUGGACGCAAUAGAUACAGUCGGUUUUCAUGAUCAAUUUGUUGAAAUAAAUUCAUUUAUUUCUAUUUGUACACUAAAACUAGUCAAAUUGCAUGAACAAAAUACAAUAGUAUUGUUAAUUUAUGAUAUAAUAUGUAUCAAUUUAGUUUACAAUUGGGAAUUGAAAAGACAAAAACACAAUUAAUGCAAAUUCUUUAUUCCUUGUUUUAUAGAAGUUGAGUUGUUUUUCAUAGAAAAGGUACAUCACCAUAUUGCCACUAUUCCCAGCACAUAAAUGCGAACUCCCCAGGAGGACUUGAACGCACCAUUUAUUUGUAUUUUUAAUGUGGUUAGUGCAUUUUCUGAUUCUGCCGCUGCUGCCUUAUGAUGGUGUAUCACAUUCACAUCGCUGUGUUGAACUACUGUACAUCUUUAUACUGUUUUAUGUGACUUGAAGUGUAUGUUUUUCACAUGUAAGUGUCAUGGAAGGUGGACGGGGCCAAAAGUAUUUAAACAGAAUGUGUGAAAUGUUUCUGUGGAAUUUGAACGCGUUUGUCCGCAUUUGUUAAUUUUGAAUGUAUUUCUUUUGCAUGUGUAGACCCACACAUUCUGGCCGUGUUAUAUUAUCUGAUGUUUGCAUACAUGUAUAUGUGCAUACCAGUGUACCAUUACAACAUCCUUCAUAAAAAAACUUGAUGUUUUAUUAAUGCGAACACACAGUGCAUGGUGAAACAAUGAAAUUUCACGCGCUCCUUUUAAAAUCUUUUGACCCCUUCUGCCUUCCAUAAAGUGUUUUCCUUGUCACGUUUCAUGGUAGUACCAUUUCAGCCAGGUUUGUGUUCAUGUGUUAUAAUGAAUGUGAACAAUUCCAGAGCAAAGCAUUUUUAUACAAUUUUUUUUUUUAUAAUAUUGUCAAAUGUAUCAAGAACAAAUAAAGUUCACUGUGAAAUAUAAACAA
This is a messenger RNA of Carassius auratus (goldfish), 2325 nucleotides long. RefSeq names its product myeloid-associated differentiation marker homolog. The transcript is spliced from 2 exons. The record is from RefSeq and is a predicted model, not a curated record. Gene Ontology annotation, cellular component: membrane. Bases 170 to 1054 code for a protein of 294 amino acids. Lineage: Eukaryota; Metazoa; Chordata; Actinopteri; Cypriniformes; Cyprinidae.